GUGGAGACUUCACUUUGUUCGUCUCUCCGUUUUCAGGCACCAUGACUGACAGGAAGGCUGUGAUCAAGAACGCUGACAUGUCUGAAGACAUGCAGCAAGACGCAGUGGACUGUGCUACACAGGCCAUGGAGAAAUACAACAUAGAGAAGGACAUUGCCGCAUUCAUCAAAAAGGAGUUCGAUAAGAAAUACAAUCCUACGUGGCACUGCAUUGUGGGAAGGAACUUCGGCAGCUACGUGACCCAUGAGACGAAACACUUCAUCUACUUCUACUUGGGCCAGGUGGCCAUCCUCCUCUUCAAGUCUGGCUGAGUCCAGUCCAGUCCAGACCAGAUCAGACCGUAGAAUGUAUCUCCAAUGAAGACUGUGACGCACUGGUGGCUGACGUAAUCUACAAAUAUUAAACGAGACCAUACCAUGACUAUGCUGGCUGUGCACAACUGCAUGGAUCAUAUCCCGUACUGUUUUGUGUACCUGUUGAACUUCACUUGCUUUUCAUUAGAGGCCCUAAGUUUUCGUUAAUGGUCCUUGUAAGGUUUUUCCCUUGCACAUGUUGUAUAAAAAAAAAUGUAAUAAAGGAAGUCAGAAAAUGUUAAGUGUAUUGAUCAGCACAUAUGUCUGCUAUAAAUGGAUAUAUUUUUGGUGACUUAGUGCUGUGAUGCAUUGAAUGCCAUAUCAUUAUUGGGGUGAUGGACAGAAGAACAUUUGGUUGUGGAGGUUGAUUUGAAGCGUUCUGUUGUUUAUAAAAAGUGUUUUUGUCUGAUUACCUCUGCCAUAAAUGUAUAUUUUCCUUUCAUUUGAUGCUGGAGAUGUAUUGCACUUGAGAGAACUCAUUGACUAUUUGAAAUCUUCUUCAGACUAUACAAUGGACUAAAUGGAAAUGAGCUGCACAUAUAAUAAAGUUUAAAAGCGAAAAUGCA
Messenger RNA from Carassius carassius (crucian carp), 919 nucleotides. Its product is annotated as dynein light chain 2, cytoplasmic-like. The transcript has 2 exons. Lineage: Eukaryota; Metazoa; Chordata; Actinopteri; Cypriniformes; Cyprinidae. The coding region runs from base 42 to 311 and encodes 89 amino acids. Gene Ontology annotation, cellular component: cytoplasmic dynein complex. Gene Ontology annotation, biological process: cilium assembly; microtubule-based process. Gene Ontology annotation, molecular function: dynein intermediate chain binding; dynein light intermediate chain binding. The record is from RefSeq and is a predicted model, not a curated record.